Parathielavia appendiculata is the source of this 784-nucleotide messenger RNA. Its product is annotated as U6 snRNA-associated Sm-like protein LSm2. Bases 1 to 297 code for a protein of 98 amino acids. Gene Ontology annotation, biological process: mRNA splicing, via spliceosome. The transcript has 4 exons. Lineage: Eukaryota; Fungi; Ascomycota; Sordariomycetes; Sordariales; Chaetomiaceae. Gene Ontology annotation, molecular function: RNA binding. The record is from RefSeq and is a predicted model, not a curated record. Gene Ontology annotation, cellular component: precatalytic spliceosome; U6 snRNP; P-body.
AUGUUGUUCUUCAGCUUCUUCAAGACCCUCAUCGACCACGAGGUCACGGUCGAGCUCAAGAACGACAUCCAGAUUCGCGGCGUCCUCAAAAGUGUCGAUCAGUACCUCAACAUCAAGCUCGACAACAUCCAGGUGCUCGAGGAGCUUAAGUACCCGCAUAUGAGCGCCGUCAAAAAUGUGUUUAUCCGCGGCUCGGUCGUGAGGUAUGUGCAUCUGCCGGCCAGUGCCGUCGAUGUGCCGUUGUUGGAGGACGCUACGAGGAGAGAAGCUGCGAAUCAAGCGGGGAAGAGUAAAUGAGAGGGUCCAGGCGUGACGAGCCUGGGUUAUGGCUGGAGGGAAUUAUGAGGAGUAGGCGUGCUCGGGCAUCCUGAACAGAGCGCUUCGGUGUUGCAACGCGACUGAUGGGCCGGCCAUCCGGUUGGGCUUGGGCUGGGUGAUGGCCAUCGGUGCGAACAGAGAUACUGAGUGCCUGGACUUGACAGCCUUGAGAUUCGAGGCAUGAUAAGCUGUCAAUUCCCCGCAAGGAGAACCUGACCGUUGCCGUGCUGGUCUAUGCACACAUGUCACUAAAUCCCCAGGGGAUGCGAUUUAUUUGGGACCCUCAUGUCUGAGUUGCCCCGCUGCAUCGUCUAUCCCGCCAGCCUCGGGUUCUUGAAGGCUCUCGACCAAUAGCCUACCGUAAAUGCGGGCGUCCACAAGGAGCUCAACAAGGCUCCAUCAAGUCCACAGUUCCAUCCAUAUAACUAUCUAGAACUCCACAAAAACGAGAUUCCAUCUCAGCCAC